This is a messenger RNA of Phlebotomus papatasi, 839 nucleotides long. RefSeq lists its product as uncharacterized. The transcript has 4 exons. NCBI's taxonomy places the organism in Eukaryota, Metazoa, Arthropoda, Insecta, Diptera, Psychodidae. The record is from RefSeq and is a predicted model, not a curated record. Bases 22 to 801 code for a protein of 259 amino acids. Gene Ontology annotation, molecular function: chitin binding. Gene Ontology annotation, cellular component: extracellular region.
AUUUCAACUUGCCCUUCAGUAAUGACUUUUAUAAUUGUUUUGGCCUCUUUGGUUCUUGUGGUAAAGGGAACCACUACAUCUGAUCAUCAACCUCGUCUAAUAGAUAGAGGAGCACCAAUUCCUCCUAAAACACCGGAAGAACUAUGCAAAAAUUUCGAUGGUUAUAGUAUCCAAUGCUUAGAUUGCACAACGCUUGUGCAUUGCUAUGGGAAUCCACAGCAAUCACCCUAUUUAGUAAAAUGCGGCGGCGAAUAUCCCUAUUGUGACAGCACUAGUAAUUUUUGUGCUGAAAAUCCUAACCCAUUUUCUUGUGGUAUUGAUAACUUUGUUUGUACUAAACCUGACGGAGUAUUUCCCCAUCCAACAAACUGCAGCCUGUUCUAUGUCUGCGAAAAUUCUUACGCAAAUCUUUUCGAAUGCAGCCCUAAUCAAGUUUGGUCUGGCAACGGAAUGGUAUGCAAGGAUAAAACCUGUCCCUCAGACUGUGGUACCUUUAAUUGCGAAGAUUCUCCUAACACAAAGCAAACGUAUUCAAUUAACAAAGCCUACUAUGCAAAAUGUGGAGAAAUUAUUGACGGUCAACAGGCAGUCACUGUAUACAAGUGUAAUAAUCCCAAUGAGUAUUUCAAUAACUAUUACUGUGAGUUUGAGUGCAAUGAUAUUAAACUUUAUGCAGAUAGUGUUGAGCAAAGUAGAUACUAUGAAUGCACUAAAAAUGGCAAUGAGUUGUCUUAUCUACUUAAGAAAUGUACUUUUAACGAAAACAUGCAGAAGUGUACUUUACAGGGUUCUUCUGUUUAGUCCAUAGCUACUGAAUAAAACCCAUUUGUGUAAACUGA